Eruca vesicaria subsp. sativa (arugula) is the source of this 277-nucleotide messenger RNA. NCBI's taxonomy places the organism in Eukaryota, Viridiplantae, Streptophyta, Magnoliopsida, Brassicales, Brassicaceae. The record is from the annotation of a GenBank genome assembly.
ACGCAUGGAAACAGGAUCAUCCAGGUUUACUUCGUCCAGGAAGUUUCUGGCCAUAAGCUUGUCUGUACUAGCCGUGCUCUCGCCUCUCUACAUCGACAGCUUAUCAGAGGAAGAUGAAGAACAGGAAGAAGAACUCUUUGGUUUCAUGUUUACGCUUCCCCUGCUCCUCCUCUUCUUGGUUUUGGCUAUUGCCUUGUCCCUGUAUUGUGACCAGAGCUUGACCAGAUCUGUUUCGUGAAAGAAAAAAACGCAGAGGCGACAACUGGGGCUUCCGUCG